AUGAGUGGUUUUCUGGGUUGGCCUGCGCCUUCUGCAUCUUCUUUAAAUGAGUGGUUUUCUUUAGCCUUCUCUUCUGCUUCUGUGGAAAAUGCCUCCCUUAUGCUAAUGAUCUUAUGGGCUUUGUGGCAAAAUAGGAACAAUGUUGUAUGGAAGGGUCAGGGUCAGACUGCGAGUGGUGUGUUCUUCAUGGCUCUGAAUUUUUUGCAGCAAUGGAAAGCAGCCCGGGUCGUGUCCUUAGUAAGCACCAUUGUCGACCCGGCUCGCCCGAUCUGGUCUCCUCCGCCGCACGGUUGGAUCAAGGCGAACAUUGACGCCUCUUUAAGCUUGCAACGAGGUUCGGUAGGUUUCGGUUGUGUAAUCCGGAAGGAUGAUGGGAGUUUUGUGGCUGCUAGAGCAGACUCUUUUUAUAGUCAGAUGGAUGCAAAGUGUGCUGAAACUAUAGCAUUCCGGGAAGCAUUGAGCUGGAUUAAAGAGUGUGGAUGGGAUCGAGUUCUUUUCGAAUUGGAUGCUCAGUUAUGA
Molecule: messenger RNA, 519 nt
Organism: Manihot esculenta (cassava)
Lineage: Eukaryota; Viridiplantae; Streptophyta; Magnoliopsida; Malpighiales; Euphorbiaceae
Exons: 2
Coding region: 1-519 (172 amino acids)
Molecular function (GO): nucleic acid binding; RNA-DNA hybrid ribonuclease activity
Source: RefSeq, a predicted model, not a curated record